Oryzias melastigma (Indian medaka) is the source of this 3057-nucleotide messenger RNA. It is a transcript of the gene cmtm7, whose product is annotated as CKLF-like MARVEL transmembrane domain containing 7. The record is from RefSeq and is a predicted model, not a curated record. Lineage: Eukaryota; Metazoa; Chordata; Actinopteri; Beloniformes; Adrianichthyidae. Gene Ontology annotation, cellular component: membrane. The transcript is spliced from 5 exons. The coding region runs from base 1034 to 1501 and encodes 155 amino acids.
AUUUCAAAAGGAUAUGGACACCAGCUGGUCUUUCUGUAACGACAAUGAUGAGACUAUUACAUAUUUAUUUCUCACACUUCUGCCUUUUGAACCGACUUACUUCAUUCGGUAAAGAACUCAUUCUUCCUGAUGUUUCUUUUUGUCUCAAACGCAUAUUUUUUUUCUUUUUUGAAUAACCUCUGUACUUAAUUACAUCUUUCUCUUAGAUAAAUGUCAUAUUCAUACAUGUAAAUACACAUCUGCUAAAACCUUUGACAUGUUUUCAUUGCUGAGGUAAAAAAAUAUAACAAUUCUAUUAAAAAAUCAGCAUAUUUAAAAGCUAUUAAAACCCGUAUGAUGUUUGAACCAGAUGCUCUGGAUAGUUGGUAAACCGCCUGACUCUAUUAUGUGAUUGUUCAGCAUGUCUGAACCCUUAUUUUGUUUUCUCUUUUGUCAUUUACUGCUCUUUUUUGUUGGCCUUCUUGAUCGUUGUCUUCUUUUCUUUGUGGUCAUGUAUGUGUCCUACGUUUUGUUAAUAAAGUUUAAAUAAAAGGACUGGAUUCCUGAGGCUCCGCCUGCUGCGGCGUGUGGCCGCUGCUCAUUUCAUGAACGUUGUUUGCUGAUCAUCACCAGCUCUGUGGAGAAAGUGAGUGUUGGUGUUAGACUGGGGGCGGAGCUGUCAGAGCAGAUUCUUCCUGGGGGCGUGGUUCACAUCAUGCUCACGUUUUCGUGGGUAUGGGAGGGGCUGCAGCAGGUUUUUAGAGGAUUACGGAUCAAAAUGGCGCUUUGGGGUUCUUUAUAGUGAGGCACGAACAGCAAAAUGCACUAAAACCUCAAAAAGUAGAAUUUUCAUGGUAAAGGCCCUUUAAAGUUCGACAGUCACGUGUUCUAACCAGCGGCUCUUACUGUGAAAGGGCGCUCCGGAUGUGCGUGCUUCCGGCCGCGCGGCUUGACUGCAGUGGCAUUGCGGGCGGUGUUUGCAGUCGGCGCUAAGGCGGGUCCGGCUGCGUCCUCCGCUCGGAUCGUUUGUGCUCGAGGCUCGUGCGCGUUCGUCAUGUCCCACACCGGCACCACGAGCACGACGGUGCCGUCCUCCGGGGACGCGCUUCUCAACGCGGGAUACACCUGGACCAUCCCGGGACUGCUGAAGCUGGGACUGCAGCUGGCCCUGCUCAUCACCUUCCUGUGCGUGCACUGCACGUACGGCUGGCCCAGCUGGUACGCCUUCCAGUUCUUCGAGGUGGUGGCGCUGUGGUUCUUCGUGGCGCUCCUCAUCUUCUUCCUCAUGCACCUGUUCCGGCUGCAGGCCCGGAUCCCGUGCAUCAACUGGCCGCUGACGGAGUUCUUCCAUUACUCCGUGGGCACCGUGCUCAUCUUCAUCGCCUCCAUCGUGGCGGCGGUGAAGGCCGGGGGCGUGUCCGCCCUCAUCGUCGCAUCAGUGUUUGGCUUCAUAACCACCUUCCUGAUGGCCGUCAACAUGUGGACGUCCCACAGCGCCGCCUGCAGCCCCCAGGUGGACUAGAGCGAGUGCUGAAUCCGGCUCAGCUUUUCUCUCCGGUAACGAGCCGGACGGCCUGAGAGGAAACCACCCGAGCGUCUCAGCGCGUGGAGGUGAAAGCUGACGGGACGCCGGCGCCGUUAUUCCUGAACAGAACCUCUGAGUGAACGGCGCCGAGUCCAAACUCUCCACCAAACUGCUGAGGUGAAGUCAGUCAGUCACCUGCGGCGUCCUCCUGAAGUUUCUGACCAACUCCGUCUGGUUUUGUCCUCCUUGGUGCCAUGAAUGAGUCUGAGUGCAGCCUCAGUUUCUGUUUACAGAUUUACUUUUGUUUGUCUCACUUUGGGGUUUUGUUUCUACUUUGUACACCAGAAAAAACGUUUUUAAAUGAGCCUUUCUGCUGAAAAUGUAAAAAACCCUUUUAGAUUGCUAUGCUAAUGUGUGCUAGCACAUGCCCUGUACAUAAUGAAUGCUACAUUUAGUUAGCUUUAGCGUUAGCACUCUCACUGCAUAAACGACACAAACAUAGAGGCUUUCACUGUUAGCUUUAGCUAAGACUAGCAUCUGUGUGCUGCUGCUAGCAUUGGCAUGAUGCAGCUAGCAUUGGCGUGCCGUAGCACACGCGUGCUGCUGCUAGCAUUGGCGUGCCGUAGCACACAGAUGCUGGUUGCUGCUAGCAUUUGCGUACUGCAGAACACGAGUUUUUAUUCUCAAUUUUGUUUUUUGGAUAAAGUUUUUUUAAGUUAUUAUUGUUACAAAAUUGGUGUUUUUAGCUGAAUGUCUUCCAUCACAGCUGCAGUUUCUCAUCCAGAUUCAGUCCGUUAGCAGAAAACAAAUCCGCCGCCGGGACGCUUCUGCGUUGAAGUGAAUCUUUGGUGCUUUUAGUUUCUAGUUUUACAUGACGGAGACACCAAAAACAAACAGUCCUAAAACCGAGUGCACAGAUCCACGACUCGACAGAUCAAACGGUGUUCUUGUUUACAGCGACUCUGAAAUGAUCAAAAUAAAUCCGCGUUUUGGAUUUUGCCGAUUUCUGGUUUUUAAAACUUUUUUUCGUAAAGGUUCAUUUUAGAUUUAAUAAUAAAUUCACUGUAAAAUAAAGCCCACCCCCCCAUCAUUGUUGUUUACAAACAACACAUUUGUUGUCUGACAUUUUUAAAAAGUAAAAAUAAACUUUAAAAAAUAAAAGCACAGACUAAUUAGUGGUGGAAAUAGGAUAAAAUCAGAGAGACUACAGCAAAUUAUUCAGAUUUUUUAUACAUUAGUCUCUUAAAACCAUCGACAGUUUCAGAGAACUGGACUGAGUGAGGGAUUCUGCAGGUACUUCCUGUUUGGAAUGUCGGGGGGGCGGAGCCACUCUGUCCAGAUGUCAUGUACAGUCGAUGGUUAAAGCACAAGAUCUGCUUCAGAGACACAACGACUGUUUAAUAAUGUAAACUCUGGGCUUUCCUUUGUGAUGAAAACAUUCGUUGGUCCAAAGUCAUUCGACAGUUUUACUGUUUCUUUCUUCAGUCAGAAACUAUUUCAAAUGACAAAUGAUUUCAGAAAUAAAAGUAAAACGACCAAAUCAUGACGGCCAA